AUGGCUGAUAGAUUUGACGAAGUUCUACCACCACCGACCUACGACAAUGGUCCUAUGAUGUCAUCCCUGGGUCAGCCUCCACCAAAAUUAACUACACUUGGACUGCCUCAGGAGGAUAUCGACUCGAUGUUCGCUCCACAACUCGUCAACAUGACCAACGCUGGUCCACUUCCGGCUGCGAGCGGAUACGGACAGACGAUUUCCACGACUUCUUCAUUGUAUCAGUUUCCUCCAGUGAGCGGAGUGCCAUCAUUGUCAGGUAUGGGAAAUCAGUUAAACGAUCCAUCACGUGACAAAGAAGCUUUAUACGGACAUCCUUUGUUUCCUCUGUUAGCAAUUAUAUUUGAAAAGUGUGAACUUGCUACUUGUGCGCGAAAAGUUUCGGGUGAUCCUAUAUGUUCUUCUGAAUCUUUUAAUGAAGAUCUCCUCAUGUUUAGUAAACAGUUUGCUGAAAGAAACGAAGGUUCUAUAUUUACACAAAAUCAGGAAAUAGACAAUAUAAUGGUGCAAGCUAUUCAAAACUUUAGAUUUCAUUUGCUAGAAUUGGAAAAAGUUCAUGAACUCUGUGAUAACUUUUGUGAGAGAUACAUAACUUGUUUAAAGGGCAAAAUGCCAAAUGACCUUAAUGUUGAUGCUCAAGGAGAUGACGACGAUGCUUCUUCUAAACUUUCAAAUAGUAAUUUUGAUCCUACAGAUGACACCGACAGCGGCUCAGACCAUAGACCCUCAUCCACUGGUUCAAUACAGCUCACGGAACUUGAUGAUGCGGCAUCACUUCAUUCCAACGGGGCAAUGGUAUCAAGUCAAACGCCUGCAGCGGUAGCAGAAGCGCCAGUUAAGAAGGAAUCAAAGACUACAAAGACCAAAGGUAUCAAGAGAGAAAGGGAACCAGACGCUGAUGACAGCAGUCGAGGGUCUGAGGGGAGCACGCUGGAGGAAGGUGAAGGAACCAGUAAACCCGCUGGUAAGGGAACUAAACGCCAAAAGAAACGUGGUAUAUUUUCUAAAACUGCUACAAAUAUUCUUCGUGCUUGGUUAUUUCAACACCUUCAGCAUCCCUAUCCAUCGGAGGAACAAAAGAAACAACUAGGUGCAGAAACUGGACUUACGAUUCUGCAAGUGAAUAACUGGUUUAUCAAUGCAAGAAGACGUAUUGUCCAGCCAAUGAUUGACCAGACAAACAGAAGUGGCCCAGGAUCUCAUCCUCAUCCAAGUUUCUACCCUGAUCCAGCAUCACAAAUAGACAAUCAUAGCAUGCCACAAUUAGGCGGACAUAGAUUAUCUGGACAAAUUUCCGGAAGUGCACCGGUAACUAUGGGAAGUUCUAUUCAAACCGGAUACGGUACGUUACAUAACGGGGUUUCACACAUGCCUGGAAAUUUUACGAGCAGUUUAAGCCACAGCGACCCUUACAAUGAUCCGAUGAAGCCCGCUUACCCUACACCAACAUACAUGGAUUCAUCGCUCUCUCGUUAUAACAUGAUAAGUUCCAUGCCAUGUUACACCGGAAGUGAAAUGUAUCCACCACCAGGUCUUGGAAAUUCAUAUUACAACCUUCCACCAACAGAACUGUAA
This is a messenger RNA of Mercenaria mercenaria, 1575 nucleotides long. RefSeq names its product homeobox protein Meis1-like. Gene Ontology annotation, molecular function: DNA-binding transcription activator activity, RNA polymerase II-specific; RNA polymerase II cis-regulatory region sequence-specific DNA binding. The record is from RefSeq and is a predicted model, not a curated record. The coding region runs from base 1 to 1575 and encodes 524 amino acids. Lineage: Eukaryota; Metazoa; Mollusca; Bivalvia; Venerida; Veneridae. Gene Ontology annotation, biological process: eye development; embryonic pattern specification; positive regulation of cell population proliferation. The transcript has a single exon.